Molecule: messenger RNA, 469 nt
Organism: Cynara cardunculus var. scolymus (artichoke)
Lineage: Eukaryota; Viridiplantae; Streptophyta; Magnoliopsida; Asterales; Asteraceae
Exons: 3
Coding region: 7-360 (117 amino acids)
Source: RefSeq, a predicted model, not a curated record
GUUUCAAUGGCUGUAAGAAUGUCUUGUUUGGCUCAUGCUCAUCAUAACCCUAACCCUAACCCUAAUCCAACCCCAUCAUCCACUUCUAAAAGGAUCUUCAUGCUUUCAACAACACAAAACCCAUCUUCUCACAUCAGAUCCAACAUCAAACUCCAAAAGGUGUUUGAAGAUAAAUCGAGCGGUAUAGUAUGUUACAGAGAUGAUAAAGGGGAGAUAACAUGUGAAGGAUAUGAUGAAGGUCCUAGGCUUCAUCGUCAUCAACACUUGGGCAGCUUUUCUUGGAAUCAAAGAGAUGGAGAAGCCAUUGUUCAUCUUCUUAAAACAAGUCUGCUUCUAGUUAUGGAUGGUGGUGGUAAUUGAAGUCAACUACCCCAUGGAUGACUUGAUGUAUAUACUUGUUUAAUUUCUUUUCAUUUCGUAUUGAUGCUUUUGAUCCGUUCAUGGAAUUCAUUGGGUUUCAUACAUUACU